Molecule: messenger RNA, 4917 nt
Organism: Closterium sp. Naga37s-1
Lineage: Eukaryota; Viridiplantae; Streptophyta; Zygnematophyceae; Desmidiales; Closteriaceae
Source: the annotation of a GenBank genome assembly
AUGCCGCCGUUCCGUCUACCGCCGGGGUUCCGGUUCCACCCGACGGACGAAGAGCUGCUGGGGUACUACCUGCAGCGGAAGGUGGAGAACCGCCUCGUGGACGACGGGCUCAUCGUGGAGGUCGACAUUCUCAAGUGCGAGCCGUGGGACCUGCCCAGCCAGUCGUGCCUCGAAGCCGGCGAGUGGUACUUCUUCUGCGCGCGCGACAAGAAGUAUCCGCACGGGUCGCGCGCGAAUCGCGCCACGGCGAAGGGGUACUGGAAGUCGACCGGCAAGGACAAGCCCGUGCGCAGCUCGCGCACGUCGCGACAAAUCGGGAUCAAGAAGACGCUCGUGUUUUACCUUGGAAGGGCGCCACGUGGCGGGCGGACGGACUGGGUGAUGCACGAGUACCGGCUGGAGCCCGAGGCACGGUCGCGCGGCGGCCCCGCGGCAGACUACGUGCUGUGCCGCGUUUUCAACAAGAGCGCCGGCGCCGCGGAUACCGCGUUGCCCAUGGAUCAAGACGAGGGGCAGCCCACUGCAAGCGAGCCGCCGUGGGAGACGGGAGGAGGCGGAGGAGGAGGUAAUACUCUGGGUGGUGUGUCGCCGAUGGGUGUGGGUGGUGCGGGUGGUGCGGGACAGCCCGUAAAGUUUGGGGGGAGCGGAGCUGCGGGAGGCGCGGAGGAAGCGGGCGCGAGCGACGCGGAGUCGGAAGGCGCGCUGACUACCACCACCGACCUUCAUCCGUUCUUCCGGGAGCCUUCCAACCGCAGCGACGGCACGAACGGUUUCUCCGUCGUUCCCGAGUCGCUACACGCCCCUGCCUCCGCUUACCCGUCCGUGCCUGCUUUCCCCGCUGCAGACGCGUCAUUCGUCCCGCCAGGCACGUUCGGACCGCCGUCGCAGGAACCGGGGUUUCCGGAUUUCCCGUUCGAGCUGCCGCCGGUUACGGAGCUGGGGCACAUGGAGGGCGGCGCGGAGAACUUGAUGGACAUUCUGGGAUUGGAGGAGGUCGAUCUCGUUCCCGUCGACCCUGCCGCUGCGACGCUUGUGCCCGUUGCCGCGCCGGAUGUGUCGGCUACUGCGAGCGGGAUUGCGGGGAGCGGAGCGGCGCGGCAGGAGGCGGAGAGCGACGUGGAUGUGGACGGAUUGUGGGAGAACAUUCAGUGGCAAGCGGGCGCUGCGGCGGCGGGACACGUGGCGGAGCAUGGGGCGGACCACGUGGCAGAGGCGGAGGAGUGGAAUAUACCGAUGGAGGGCGGCGAGGAAUGGUUGGGCGAGCAGCUGCCGGCGUUGAAUCUCCCCGAAGGCAUCUCCAUCGACGACUUCCUCGAAGACGCGCUCGUCGCCGACGACCUCUACGAAAACCACGCCGCUCUUCCCGCCGCUCCUGCCGCUCUCGCUGCGCCGGGUGCGCGUGCGAUGGCGGCACCCGGUGGGUUCGCGCCUGCUGCCCUUGCUGGCGCAGUUCCCGGCGCCGCGGCGGCCGCGCCCCUGCGAUCAGCGCGCGCCACAGGCACAGCCACCAUUGCAGCCGCCGCCGCAGCGCUGGCGAAGGCCAAAGCGGCACAGAGCGCCGCCGCAGCAGCAGGGAGAGGCUUCGCACCUCUCGCUACCGCUUCCAAUUCCGGCCUCGCUCGCUUCGCCGCCGCUCCCGUGGGCGCCACCGCCACGAGAGCGAUCGUGCGUCCGAGGUCGCGGCCUGUGCGCGCCGCUGGCGCCGUUAUGCCUGCCGCCGGCGCGUCGGUGGCAGGGCGACGCGUGCGCAUGCAAGUGUUCAACCCGCCGCAGCUGGCGGGUGGCGGCGGCGGAGCGCGGCUGGCGAGCAGCGGCAGCCGCAGUGGUGUGCCCUCGUUGAAUCUGGACGCGCGCCCAACUCCUCAUGUGCACGCGCAAGCGCGUCUUGCCCAGGCCGGUGGAAGUUUGAAUGAUGAGGACUGUCUGAUGGGGUCGCAAGAGUGGGCUAGGGGGAUGGAUCAGCAUGAGGGCAUGGUAGCAGCAACACCCAUAGCAACGUUUGAUGGGCGGGGUCUGGAUUCACGCAUGGAGCUCAGCGCCGUUGCAGACGUCACAAUGCAUUUCGGCGUGGAAGACCUGGAAGGACACGGGGCGCGGAUGACACACCACCCCGCUCACGCCCACACGCAUGCUGGUGCGGGUGAUUAUGCUCCUGCUGCCGGCGCCGCUGCUGGCGCCGCUGGUGCCGCUGCAGACGGUGCGUUUGGUGGUGCUGCUGGGCCGGCAGGUGCGCUGUGGGUGGUGGGGCAAGAGGAGGAAGGAGUACGCAUAUUGCCCGUGCCACAGGGCGGUGCGGCAGAGGACGGUGCGGUGGAGGGCGGUGCAAGAGAAGGUGGUGCUGUAGGGUUAGCGGCUGCUGAGCCCGUUCGACUGCAUGCACAUGUGCUUGAAGCGCUUGUGUUACAGCCACACCCGUUACAGGAGCGGGGAGGGCACGCGGAGAUGGAAGGGGAGGCGGAGUGGGCAGGGCUGGAGGAUCUCGUGCUCGCUGGUGACGCCGCCGCCCUCGCUGCUGCCCUUCCUCCCCCUGCCGCCGUUGCGGCCCCUGCUGCCCUUGCUGCCCCUGUCGCCUUUGCUGCUCCUGCAGGUGUACUUGGUGUUCCUAUAGCGGAUGUUCCCCUAGCGGGCGAGCCUUUAGCUGGUGUUCCUAUAGCUCAUCAUUUGUUAGAGCCCCCUGUUCCUGGUGCUCCUGCCAGGGCUGUUGCCGCCCUGCCUCUCGCGGCACCAGCCCCACGUGUGGCUGCUGGGCCGCAUCUAGCCCCUCCCGCCGUUCCUGCUGCACAAGGGGCCGCUCCUGCUGCUGCGCCUGCAGCUCCUGCCUUACCUGCCGCAGCGGGGAGAGUGCUUCCGGCCCCUGCAGCAGCAGCAGGAGCGGAUGCAGGGGCAGGCGGAGCAGCAGGUGGUGCCGUGAUGCUUGGGGCGGCAGUAGGGCGUGCGGUGGUGGAAGUCGGAGGUGCAGCGGCUCUUGACGCGCAGCAUGAUCCAAGAAUGCGGGAGCACGGAGGAGGGGAGGAGCGUGGAGGAGUAGAGGGGCAUGGAGGGGAGGGAGGCAUGGAGGGUGAGAUGAUGGAUGGUCAUGGUGAUGGCGAGAGGGUUGGCGGUGGCGACGGCGAGGGAGGGGCAGGGGUGGUUGCUCCGGGCGACGGGGAGAUAUUGCACGCGCAGGGCGGUGGUGGUGUGGCACGUGAAGUACAGAUAGAGCAGGCAAGACAGCAGCCUGUGCAGCAGGCGAGGCAGCAGGUGGCAGGAGGUGGCAACGUGCCUGGCCGCCAUGAUGCUCAGCUCCGCGAUCCACAGCAUGAGGAGAGGGAAGAGGAGAGGGAAGAGGCAGAUGUGGGGAGAGGCAGGGCAGGGCGGAGUAGGAGCAGUGAAACCCCGAUGGAGGCGGAGGGGCCAGCAGGCCCCACUGCAGCAACUCCAUCCCAGAUGAUGCCGACACACGUGAUGCCGAAACUCAGCGCGCUGCUGGGCGGCAGCGCUGCAGCGCACCGGGUGUGCGCUGGAAGAGCUUCAGAUGUUGUUCAAUCCGACGAUGCUUCCACGGCACAGGCGGAGAAACUCUCAGCAGCAGCAGCGGGCGUUUCAGCAGCUGCUGAUAAAUCGCUGGGCGUUGCAGCCCCUGCUGCAACGGCCAGUGCUGUUUCCUCGGAGUGCUCAAGUGCAGUAAAUGAUGCAUUCGAUUCAGAUGCACAGCUCUCAUUGCAUCCUCCUCCUGCUCCUCCGGUGCCCGAGCCAGAGGAGGCAGCGAGGGAGGAGAUUGAGGACCAGCGGUGUGUGUGUGCGCGCACCCGGCCCAUAGCAGACCUCAUUGCCGAGUCUGCCAAGAAGGCACGUGGGCAGCGCCACCUGUGGCAGCAGUACCUGCCUGCUCAGCGCUCACCCGUCAAGCCGCGUGGGCCAGCUGGACCGACAGCAGUUAUUUCGAAGGGAGGGCGUGUGGGGGGAGGCAGGCCAGUGCACUCUCUGUCGCGUGGAGGGGCAGGUGUGGGCGGGACUAGGGCUGCUGGGGGCCUGCGCCCCGCUCCGCGGUACCUGAGCGGUGUGCUGCAGCUGCUCUCCGCCCUCCCUGCCCGCCCUGCCCACGCUGCUGAGCUGGCUGGCAGCAGAGGGGCGGCUGGAGGCUUGCAGGGCGAGAGGGCUGUGGGGCGGAAGGGUGGUGGUGGGUUGGUGUACGGUGGAGUGGAGGAGCAGGUGGCGGUAGAGGAGUGGAGCGAGGAGGAAGGGGAAGAGGAGGAGGAGGUGUUUGAGUCGCGGUGGUGGGUGAACUCGGAAGGGAGGGUGGUGCACAAAGACAUGCUGCUGGGGGUAAGUGGGAGGGGGUGGAGAAGCGGGAGAGGAGCAGUGGAGAUGGAGGAGUGGGAGGUGGAGACAGAGGAGGUAGAGACGGAGGAGAUUGAAACAGAGGAUGUGGAUGUGGUGUCGUCUGUGGUGACGGAUGACGAGAGUGCCGACCCUGACCUGCAGGACACGGCCAGCAGUGGAGGCUCAGUGGAGUCUGGCGGAAGCAGGGAAGUGGUGAGGAAAGUGGGGAGUAACGAGGGGAGGAGUGGUGGCAGGAUGAGCAGCAGCAGGGUGGUGCGGCGGCACAGAGUGACUGUUGCCACAGGGUGGGUUGAGCGCCCGACAAACCUGCACCACUCAGACAAACCUGCAGCUUCUCUUGCAAAAAAAAACUUCCCGGCCAGGGCCAAAGGUUAUGGUUCGAUGAGAGAGCUGAAGGAGCUGGAGGAGCUGUCUCCGUGGACGUUGCUUGCUCUGCUGCUGCGGCCGCUAGUGGUGGCAGUGAGGCGAUGGCUGCAUGAGCAGAGGCUGCUGCUGUGGGUGACCUUGGCGUUGUGCUGUGUGUCUGUGGGUGUGCUCUUGGCGCCUGCAUGGCACCUUCUUCCUUGCUUUGCUGCUGCUUCAUGUCAAGUUUAG